AUGGCGCGGAUAACAGACAUGAUGAAAUUGAAGCCAUUGACGUCAUCAAUAGAAACCCUAGGCCACCGAUUCCUACAACAAUGUUCCGUCAGUGGAACGGCUAAAGGAAAAGGGAAGGUGAAGGCUGGGGUAACCCUAAAGAGAUCGAAAAUCACUAUAAAGAAAGGUCAACAAGCACCAGAUCCGUCGGCGACGAAAGGUCCAAGGAAAGGCCAACUUGAACAAAUGAUUGACGAUUGCUUGCAGGCAAAAGCGCCGGUGAGGUUUCUGAAGCCUAAGGAACGAGAGAGAGAAGCUGAGAGGGAGAAAAUGGGAUUGAUUUCUGAAGAUAGGAAACAAGAGAUUGCGAGCUUUAAGAAAAACAAGAGUAAGGUAAAAGAUGAUGACCAGAAAUCGAAAUCGGGGUUUAUCGGACCGGAAGGUUUGGAUCUUGUAACGUUAGGGCUUGUUGACGCUGAUAAGAUUCCUAAAUACGAGUUGACGGUUGAGGAUGGGAGGAAGUUAGCCAAGGAGUAUAGUAGGGUUUUGAUGAGGAAGCAUCGAGCGAGGCAGGCUGCGGAGACAGGGCUGUUGAAGUGUAAGAAGGAGGCUAUAGAGGCGUUGCCGGAAGGUUUGAGGGAGGCGGCACUGGUGCCGGAUAUGGCUCCUUUCCCGGUGAAUAGAGGCAGAGUUCAGUUAAGGGGAAGCUCAGAUGAGGGGAAAGGUGCCAGGUGGUGGUAUAUCUGUAUGCUGUUUCUUGGUUUUCUGCAGUUUUGCCCAUUCAUCAAUUGGUUUCCUUUUGUUUUGUUUUGUUUUGUUUUGUUAUAUCCUUUGGUUAGACUAGAAAUAGAACCAGAUGAUGCUGAAAGAAACCACCAUUCCUUUCAAUAA
Molecule: messenger RNA, 870 nt
Organism: Lactuca saligna
Lineage: Eukaryota; Viridiplantae; Streptophyta; Magnoliopsida; Asterales; Asteraceae
Source: the annotation of a GenBank genome assembly